Molecule: messenger RNA, 3829 nt
Organism: Cydia pomonella (codling moth)
Lineage: Eukaryota; Metazoa; Arthropoda; Insecta; Lepidoptera; Tortricidae
Product: inactive dipeptidyl peptidase 10
Exons: 18
Coding region: 719-3316 (865 amino acids)
Biological process (GO): proteolysis
Molecular function (GO): dipeptidyl-peptidase activity; serine-type peptidase activity
Source: RefSeq, a predicted model, not a curated record
UCGCUCGGAGGCAAGCGGGCGGCGCGCGUCGCCCCGCGCUUAGUGCACCCUGCGGAACUGCGAUCGCGAUCAGGUACGCGUCGCCGCGGCUGGUGCUCACUGCACACGUGCCCCCGGCGCCUGCAUGUUGCGCUCCACUCGGCGCAUUCUCGACGUUCACAUCGUCUGUCUGCAUCCCCCUAUGAGAACUUUUAAAUAAAUAAUUCGCGUUUCGUUUUAACGCGAACGACGAGCUGAAGUUAAUUGAGCGAAAUUGACGCCUCCUGCGCCGGCGCCGGGCCGCUCGCUGCGCGUACGCACGGACUCCAUCGAACUUUCUUCUUCACUAAUAUCCCCAUUGACUUUACAGUACAUUCAGUGCAUAACGCUAGUGUUUCUCAUAGUUAAUUGUUAAAAUAUUCAAUAUUGAAAGUGCCUCAACGCGGUUCGUUAUAGGUAUUAUAGGUUAAUAUUCGAAUUGAUUAGAAAGUGGUGAACUAUUUCAAAUUAUCGAUAGUGGACUCGAAUUUUGUUCGAAGAUUAGCCAACUUACUUUUCCAACGCGGCUUGGAGAUUCACCGAAUAUGACAUAAAGUGAUGUAGCGUAGCGCUGUAAGCGGACAGGUGCACAGAGCAGGCACCGCAGUGCGCGCUCCGAGCGCGAGGUGCGGCGCGGGCGCGGUCGAGUAGCGCGGCGCGGUGGCGGGUGCGCGCGCGGCAGGGGGCGCGGGGGCGGCGCAUGCACGCCACCGGCCACACGGACCGCUCGGGCGGCGGCGGCGGCGGCGGCUCCUGGCGCUUGCCGCCCGACGAGACCCUACAGGUCGCCGACCCCAAGUCAGCCAAGGAAGAGGAAUUAUACCCAGGAGAUGGUCACAAUUGGAAGAGCAUCAUAUUUUCUUUGAUGGUCAUCAGUUGUGUAAUAGCUGGCAUCGUUACAGCGAUUUAUUUACUAGGGUAUGUGGACGAGUUAUUAUACUGGUCGGGUCGUCGUAUGCGUCUGGAGCAGUUCCUGCGUGGCGACCUGACCGGGGAGCGGCUGCCCACCACCUGGGUCAACUCCCACCAGCUGGUGUACCAGGCCGACGACGGCGGGUUACUGGCGCUCGAUACUUUCAACAACACGCUGUCUGUUCUCGUCACCAAUCACACACUAAGGCAGCUGAAUGUGCGCGGGUACCAGUGUUCGCCCAACUUGCGUUACGUGCUCUUCCAACACAAUAUCAAGAAGGUCUAUCGGCGGACGUUUACUGCUCACUAUACCAUUUAUGACGUCACAAAUGACCACCACAUGCCGCUGUUCGGCGACGGCCAGGGCAGCUGGGAGUGGCAGCACGCCGCGUGGCUGGGAACCGAGGGUGCCUUACUGCUGGCCGCCGACAACGAGGUGCUGGCCCGGCCCGGCCCGCCCGCCAAGAUCGCGCCGCUGCUGCGCCUCACCGACGACGCCAGUCCCGGUCGGGUCUACAAUGGGGUCUCCGACUGGUUGUAUCAAGAGGAGGUGACGAAAGCCCCCUCCGCGUCGUGGGGCUCGGCGGACGGGUCGCUGGUGCUGUACGUGCAGUACGACGACAGCGCGGUGUCGGAGCUGCGCUUCCCGCGCAUCUCGCAGGGCAUAGGCGGCGUCGGCGCCGCGCGCUCCGGCUUCCUGCUGCCCGCCUUCAACAACUCUGUGCCUACCGUCUUCCCGGACCACGAUACUAUCCGAUAUCCUACGCCAGGAAGUUCAAUUCCGAAAGUAAAGUUAUGGAUAGUAGCGGUUCAAAAUUCAACGUCGCCGCAGAGAUGGGAGAUCAAACCGCCGAGCACGUUAGAUGGAAUGGAAUAUUAUCUCAUAUCAGCCCAGUGGGUGGGCAAAGACAACUCUCAUGUGGGGGUGGUCUGGAUAAAUCGAGCACAAAACGUAACGGUUUAUAGCAGCUGUUAUGCACCCAACUGGACCUGUAUGGAGACCCAUUCCGAGAAGGCAACCGACGAGCCGUGGCUGGAAGUGCACCAGCAGCCCGUGUACUCCGAGGACGGCAGCGCGUUCCUGCUGCUGGCCGCCGUGCAGGAGGGCGGUGGGCAGUACUACACGCACAUCAAGCACGUAGACGUGGUGCGCCAGCGCCUCGCCGUGCUCAGCCACGGCCGCGUCGAGGUCGCCGAGAUACUCGCCUGGGACGAGAUCAACCAUUUAGUCUAUUAUUUAGGUAGCGCAGAGAGACCCGGUCAGAGACACGUGUACGUGGUCCAAGACCCGAGCUACGGCGGGGGCAGCAACUCCGUCCGCGCCCGCGCCGAGCGCGAGGAGCCCCGGUGCCUGACCUGCGAGCUGGCGGUGUGGCCGGUGCGGCUGCACUACGCCAACUGCUCGUACUGGUCGGCCGCCUUCGCGCCGCCGAAGCCGAGCGUCGGGAUCACGCACUACGUGCUCGAGUGCGGGGGCCCCGGACCUCCUUUGGCUGGGCUUCAUGAUGCGCAAACGCAUAAGCUAGAGAGAAUAUUAUAUGACACGAGGCCUUAUAAAUCAGUACGGUUACGCGAGUUGGCGCUGCCGACGCGGCGCUCGUUCGACGUGCAGCUCGGCAGCGGCUCCAAGGCGCGCGUGCAGCUGCUGCUGCCGCCGUCGUGGCGCGAGGAACUGCGCGACGCUGCCUUCCCGGUGCUUGUGCAAGUUAAUGGCCGGCCCGGCAGCCAGCAGGUGUCGGAGCAGUUCGUGGUGGACUGGGGCACGUACAUGUCGUCGCGCAAUGACGUGGUGUACGUGAAGCUGGACGUGGCGGGCGCGCGCGGCCUGCCGCGGGCCCUACUGCGCGGACGCAUAGGCGGCGUCGAGGUGGCCGACCAGUUGGCUGUUAUUAGAUAUUUAUUAGAGACGUUCAAAUUCUUGGACGUGACGCGCGUAGCGGUGUGGGGCUGGGGCUACGGCGGCUACGUCACCACCAUGCUGCUCGGCUCGCAGCAGGCCACGCUCAAGUGCGGGAUCGCCGUGUCGCCGAUCACGGACUGGCUCUAUUACAAUAGCGCGUUCACGGAGCGCAUCCUGGGCCUGCCGUCGGUGAACUACAAGGGCUACGUGGAGGCGGACGCGUCGCAGCGCGCGCACCACGUGCCCGCGCACGCGCUGUACCUGCUGCACGGCAUGGCCGACAUGAGCGCGCCCUACCCGCACGCGCUGCAGCUGGCGCGCGCGCUCACUGAUGCUGGCGUGCUGUUCCGGUACCAGGCGUAUGCUGACGAAGGCCACGAGCUGAAAGGCGUCAUCGAGCACGUGUACCGUUCCAUGGAGGACUACCUCCGCGAGUGCCUCUCCCUCGACCCCGAGGACACCAAGCUACCGCCGCCCGACAGAUAAGGGCACCUUGAGCCCCUCCGCACUCUCUGUACCUUUGCCAAACUACCAAACCUCAUUUUAUCGUCGCUACAUCUCGCUUAAACUGGAAAUAUACCGAUAAAACUUGGUUAAAAACCAACUAAGAAUACAUUAACAAGUUUUAAGUUUACAUUUGUUGCUUAAUCUUUAGUAUGAUGGAACGUGGAUGAGUGAAAAAAUAAAUUUAAGUUGGAAUUCAAUACCUAUUAGCGUGGAUCCGUGGUUCCAUCAUAUGAACGCUUAACGAUGAAGUCUGCCUAUGAAACGACGCGUCAAUAUAGGGACCUAUUUACCUAAAGUUUUAGUAGUUUAUUUAAAGAAAUUAUAAUAUCAGGGUGUAACGACGGACCGAUGAGUUUGGCAGGUGUAGCGAAUGAAUCAGCAAUAACUGUACCUAUCAGCUUACUUCCGGGGAUAUUGUUAUCAUAUUACUCCUUGUAAAUAUGUACUUAAUGAGAUAGUGCUUUAAUAAAAUGUGUUCCCCCAUUUGUUUAA